Molecule: messenger RNA, 2869 nt
Organism: Topomyia yanbarensis
Lineage: Eukaryota; Metazoa; Arthropoda; Insecta; Diptera; Culicidae
Exons: 10
Coding region: 32-2146 (704 amino acids)
Biological process (GO): proteolysis
Molecular function (GO): serine-type endopeptidase activity
Source: RefSeq, a predicted model, not a curated record
ACUGCCAAUUCAAUCUACGUUCAAUCACACGAUGCUACGGAUUAUGGCAAUCAGUUUGUUACGAUGUUAUAUCAUAAGUAUACUGAUCAAUUUCGCGUCUACUCAAUUAAAAUCAUGUGCUACCACUGAAAUCUGUGUUCCUGUGCGAAAGUGUGCUAUAUACAAGGAAUAUGUCGAUCAGGCAUUGAGGAAAUGGCCCGCCAAUCUUCAAAAGUUGGCAAAAGAUAAUCUUUGCAAACGACAAAAAGUUGAUGUCACUACGGUGUAUAGUGUCUGUUGUCCCAAGCUAACCAAUCAUAAGGAAUGUGGUAUUCUGGGAAUUGAUAGAAUAGUGAACGGGGAGGUCGCAGCUGUCUUCGAAUUCCCGUGGAUGGUUCUGCUACAAGCUGGCAGCGGUAAAUUUGUCUGCGGCGGAACUCUGAUUAGCAGAAGAUACGUACUGACUGCAGCGCACUGCAUAAAGAACGCAUCACCAAUCACCUCCGUACGAUUGGGCGAAAACGAUAUCAAUUCUCCCAUCGAUUGCAAUAUCAUUGACAAUGAAAAGGAGUGCGCACCUCCACCACAAGACAUUAGAGUAGAGGAAAACAUCCGCCAUCCCCAGCAUAGCAACCGGUGGAAGAAAAAUGACAUCGCACUGCUUAGACUGGAACGGGCGGUUGAGUUUUCCCACAGCGUCCGUCCAAUAUGUCUACCAAACGAAACACCGGAACAGCAGAUGAUCGAUCCACCGUAUUUCAUCGUCUCCGGUUGGGGUCUAACGGAAAAUGGCUCCUCAUUCGAUCGUCUACGUUUCGCCCGACUACCUCCAGUAUCGCUGGAAAGUUGUGCCACGAGUGUCCGAUCGUUGAAUACGAUUCUUAAACUGGACAAGAGUCAAAUUUGUGCUGGUGGCGUCGAUCGAGUGGACAACUGUUCCGGAGAUUCCGGUGGCCCGUUGCAGUACAUUGCCAACAUCACAUCUCGCGUCUUUCAGCUUGGCGUGGUAUCGUUCGGAGUCAAUAGCUGCGGGAGCCAAAGUCAACCGGGGGUCUACACUAAUGUGCUGUACUAUAUGAACUGGAUUCAUGAAAAUGUCGAUGACAAGAUGCCGUCGCGAGGGAUACAGUUACUACUACUAGGAAUUGUGUGUGUGAGCAGUGCACUAGCGUUGACACGAUGCGUCGGUCAAAAGCAAUGCGUCGAUUUCGCUACAUGCAACGACUUUAAAACGAUUGCCGGCAAACCGUCGUCCAGUUGGAGUCCUGCCGUGAGAGUUCAAGUUCAAAGCCGUCUUUGCAAGGUUGAACAACGCGGGAAUAUUAAGGUCUACAGUGUCUGCUGCAAUGUCGCCACACAGGACUCUAACCGAUCGAAAGCGUUAGCGUUGCUUGAUUUAAAUUCUUGUGGGAAAAUCAGCGCAGACAAGAUUGCCUUUGGAAAAACAGCCAGGUUGUUCGAUUUCCCCUGGAUGGCAUUGCUGCUCGACUUCGACCGAACCAUCAGUUGCGGAGGGACGCUAAUUGCCACAAGCUACGUUCUCACGGCAGCACAUUGCGACAGGAAGGUAGAAUAUGUUCGUCUGGGGGAAUUUAAUGUCAGCAAACGAAUUGAUUGCUCUGACGACGGGAAGGACUGUGCCGAUCCGCCACAGGAAAUUCAAGUAGCCAAAUUUAUAAAACAUCCACUCUACAGUUCCUCCAAACGGAAAAAUGACAUUGCUUUGGUGAAACUCGCUAAGCCGGCCGUGCUGAGCUUUAGCGUCAAAACAAUCUGCCUACCAAUCGGAUCGAUGGUGAAAAAUCCCGAACCAACGCACAUGUUCGUCACUGGAUGGGGCUUAACCGAACGUGGCACUACGUCCAAAGUGCUCCAGUACGCCACACUAAUGCUGGUUCCCAAUAGUCAGUGCACCAGCAUCCUAGCCCGGUUGAGUGAUGCCAUCUCGCUGGAUCAGGACAGCCAAAUAUGUGCCAAGGGACAGGGUAAAGUGGACAACUGCGCCGGAGAUUCCGGUGGGCCGUUGCAGUAUUUAUCACGCCAGGCGUCCGCAGUGCAGUACGGGAUUGUAUCGUUUGGGGUGAACUCGUGUGGGAAACAGAGCGCACCCGGUGUGUAUACUAAGGUUGCUCACUACAUAGAGUGGAUUCUACAAAACGUACAAUAACAGAGUUGAAUAAUGUUUAUUUUCAAAUUUAUCAGUUUAAAAAGUAACAUAUAAGAAUACUCGAAUCCUGUAACAGUAGUUCUAGAACUAGGUGACAAGAUAAAGAGCAGUCAAACAAAUGAAAUAACUAAAAUAGAUUACAGCUGUGAUCAAAAAUGAAUGAAAAUAAGAUUUUCGAAAGUUGGAAAUACUAUUGUACUUAUAUUACUGUUUUAAGAGAAAAAGGUUGUCGUUGAAUAGAGAUUGCAAACACUGCUGUAACUAAUGUAUUCAAAUGGUGGGAUGAAUACAGGAGCUGAGAUGAAUUUGGGGCACAGUUACCCUAAUUCAACUUUCUUUCUGGACAAUAACACCUCGAAGGCAUGUAAAUUGCAAGAUUACAGGAGCUCAACUUUCUGGUGGAGCCCUAAAGUCGCCUGUGCUGCUGUUAGCAUAUCUUCGGAACCUAAUUUGCUCUUUGUCAAAAAACAAAAGGGGAGCAUGGAUUAAAUUUGAUGGGACGAAAAUAAAAACGCACUUUUUUCAGGAUAAUGGUAUUUUUUGGUGAAAGAGGUUUUUUAAACAACUUAGCGCCAUUGUUAUCACAGAUCAAGUAAUGCUCCACCAGAAUAAUGUAAUACAAAUCGUAAUGAUCGGCGAAUAUAUUAAAAUUUAAUGCGUAUUUCUAUACAAAUGUUUUAGUGUGACGAAAUAUGAUACUUCUACCCUAUGUAACCUUUUAAA